AUGCAAAUGAAUGAUUUUUAUGUGAAUGUUAAGUUAGCAUUAUUUGGUAGAAAAUCUUUUGGUUUUUACUCUUCGAAAAAAGAAAAACUUUUAGAUUCUCGUAUUGAUAGAUUAAUAGAUGAUACUUUGAUGCCAGUAAUAAAAAAUAAGAUUUCUAACUAUAAACCUAAUUAAAAUUAGGAUUUUUUAGAUAUAUAUAUUGAGACAUAUCUUAAUUAAAAGGCAAAUGAACCAAAGAUUACAGAAUUAGAAUUAUGUUAAUUAUUUGUUUCAAUUGUUUCAGCAGGGACUGAUACAUCAUCACAUUAAAUAGCAAUAACUCUUUAUUAUUUGGGAUUAGAUAGAAAAGCAUAAGAGGAGAUAAGAUAAGAAUUAGUAAAUGUAGUAGGGGAUGAAUUAGACAUUUAACCAUAACAUUUAAAUAAGUUGGCUCUUUUGAAUGCAUUUAUUUAUGAAGCCUUUAGAAUUAAAAAUACUGUUAUUCAACCAUUGACUAGAAUAGCUAAAGAAUCUCAUUUUAUUAAAAAUUUGAAAAUUGAGAAAGGUCUAUCACAUUAUUAAUUUUAUUAGGUACUUAUGUAUUAUAGUCUAUAAAAAUAGUCAUCUAUAGCUGCAUUAACAACUGCUCCAAAUUGGAGUGAUAAGUAUUUUAGUGAUCCAAAUAAAUUUGAUUAUAAAAGUUGGUUAAAUUAAAGACCAAUUAAAGAGGAUAAUGGAUAUGUAUUUGUUCCUUUUUCUGCUGGAGGUAGAAAUUGUAUUGGUUAACAUAUGGCAAUGAUGACUAUGAAAAUUAUGAUUGGUUAAAUUUUAAGAAAAUAUGAUGUCAUGGUAGAUUAAACUGUGUAAGUAACAUACCCUUUAGUAUUGUUUAUUCAAUAUUCAUCUAAAGAUCUAGUCAAAUUAGAAAAGCGUAAGCCAUGA
Messenger RNA from Paramecium sonneborni, 921 nucleotides. The record is from the annotation of a GenBank genome assembly. Lineage: Eukaryota; Ciliophora; Oligohymenophorea; Peniculida; Parameciidae.